GAGUUGUAGUUUCGCGGUGCCACCCGCGUUACUUCAGUACAUGGAAUCCAAACUGCUAGUUCAGGGUCCUAUCCCUGCUCGUCGCUGGGAGGCAGUCCAGAGGAGACCAGCUCAGUGACCGCGUCUGCAUGCCCCUGCCGGCGAUGCUGCCGCUGUGGGUGUGGGUGGUCGCGGCGUCUGCGCUCGCGGCGCCCGCCCCUGGAACCCAAGAGCAGAAGCUGCUAGUGACCCAGAGGCCCAACGUGGUGCUCGUCGCCAGUGACUCCUUCGAUGGAAGACUAACAUUUCAACCCGGAAGUCGGGUAGUAGAACUUCCGUCUAUUGACUUGAUGAAAGCGCAUGGAGCCACCUUCCUGAAUGCCUACGCCAACUCUCCCAUCUGCUGUCCAUCACGUGCAGCGAUGUGGAGUGGCCUCUUCACUCACUUAACAGAAUCUUGGAAUAAUUUUAAGGGUCUUGAUCCAAAUUAUACCACAUGGAUGGAUGUCAUGGAGAAGCAUGGCUAUCAGACUCAGAAAUUCGGAAAAGUAGACUAUACUUCAGGACAUCAUUCCAUUAGUAACCGUGUGGAAGCGUGGACAAGGGACGUUGCAUUCUUGCUCAGACAAGAAGGCAGGCCUGUGGUUAAUCUUAUCCCAGACAAGAACAGAAGGAGAGUGAUGGCUGGAGACUGGCAGAACACAGACAGAGCCAUCGCCUGGCUGAGGCAGGAAGCGGUUAACUCCACCAAGCCAUUUGUGCUUUACCUGGGACUGAAUCUGCCACACCCUUACCCUUCACCUUCUUCAGGGGAAAACUUCGGCUCUUCUACAUUUCAAACGUCUCUGUAUUGGCUUGAAAAAGUAGCUUAUGAUGCCAUCAAAAUCCCAGAGUGGUCACCUUUGUCAGAAAUGCACCCUGUGGACUAUUACUCUUCCUAUACAAAAAACUGCACGGGGAAGUUUACCAGGAAGGAAAUUAAGAACAUUAGAGCGUUUUAUUAUGCUAUGUGUGCUGAGACAGACGCCAUGCUAGGUGAAAUUAUUUUGGCUCUCCGCAAGUUAGAUCUUCUUCAGAAAACUAUUGUUAUAUACACUUCAGACCAUGGCGAGAUGGCCAUGGAACACCGCCAGUUCUAUAAAAUGAGUAUGUAUGAAGCUAGUGUCCAUGUUCCGCUUCUGAUCAUGGGACCGGGAAUUAAGACCAACCUACAAGUACCAAAUGUGGUUUCUCUUGUGGAUAUUUACCCUACAAUGCUUGAUAUUGCUGGGAUUGCUCUGCCUCAGACCCUCAGUGGAUAUUCUUUGUUGGCACUGUCAUCAGAGGCAUCUGCACAUGAGCAGACAUUCAAAAUCCACCGUCCGCCCUGGAUUCUAAGUGAAUUCCAUGGAUGCAACGCAAAUGCCUCCACCUACAUGCUGCGCACCGGCCAGUGGAAGUACAUAGCCUACUCUGACGGCGCCUCCGUGCCGCCGCAGCUCUUCGAUCUUUCCUCAGACCCAGAUGAGCUAACAAAUAUUGCUACAGAAUUUUCAGAAAUUACUUAUUCUUUGGACCAGAAGCUUCGUUCUAUUAUAAACUACCCUAAAGUGUCUGCUUCUGUCCAUCAGUACAAUAAGGAGCAGUUUAUCAUGUGGAAACAAAGCACAGGACAGAAUUACUCAACUGUUAUAGCACACCUUAGGUGGCAUCAGGAUUGGCAGAAAGAACCAGGGAAGUAUGAGGACGCAAUCCACCAGUGGCUCGCAGCCCACUCUUCUCCGGCAGCUGCAGGCUAUAACAAAACUUUCCCAGGAUACAUAUGAAUAUCUUGAUUCAUAUGUUAAGUAUUAAACUGAAACAGCCUUAGAAAUUGCUAAUUUUACUUUCUUUUAAAAUGUGUACUAUAUCUUAAGUGCCAGCGGUUACAGAACUACAUAUUUUCAGAACUGGCUACUGCUAAGACUUUAUUGUUGUCUUUGAUGGUCCAACAGCAGAGCAUUUAAAGGAGGAGCACGCAUUCUUGUUGUGUGGAUGAUACAGAAUAUGAAAUAUUAACAACUGUUGUUGAUGUCUCAUGACUUGCUUGUCUGUGAUGCAGCUCUUUGAAUGUAUUUGACGUGUUAGGAUUACUAAAUGGGACACAGACUCUGAACAUAACUAAUUUUACUUUUGUGUUUAAAAAAGAAUAUGUACAAAAGGUAAAGCUUUAAAGGUUUCCCAGUCAACUCCCUCCAUAAGGCACCUACAACCAACUUGUUUGCACCUUUUUGCAGACAAACUAUACAUUUGCCACCAAAGAAAUGAAUAUAUUCUUUACACACAACAUGCAGACACAUACACAAUUGAUAGUAUGCUCUAUACAGUUUCUUCUUGUAUAUUGUGUUCUGGCUUACUUAUUUUUUAUUUCCAAUUAAAAUAAAUGCUGAGAAGUGAAAUUGCCGAGUCAAGAAUUUAUAAAAUUUGCAUAGAUUUUCCCAAGUUGUUUCUAAAGAAGUUCUAGUAGUUGGUGUUCUCACCAGAACUGCAUGCCUGCACAUCUCAGCCCAAUAGAUAGCAAAUAUUUUAUCUUUAUUUAUUGUGAGUAUGGAUAUAUUUUCAUAGCACUAAUAACCAUUAGAAUUUGCAUCAGAAUGUCUGUUAUUGGCUAUUUUCUUUAUUGGUUGCUAGCCUAUUUUUCCAUUACAUGGAUGCUUUAGAUAUUAGCCUUUUAAAAAGUAAAAGAGAAAAAAAGAGCUGGGGAGAUGGCGCAGUGCUUAAAAGCACUUGCUGUCAACCAGAGGAUUCAGAUUCAAUUAUUGGCAUCCACACAGUGGCUCACAAUUGUCUGCAACUCCAGUUCAGGGAGGCCAGUGUCCUUUUCUGGACCUUCAAGGGCACCAGGCACACAUGAAGUGCAUAGACAUAACUGCAGGCGAAAAAUCCAUACACAUAAAAUUUUUAAAAUAAUAAAUAUUUUUUAAAAUACUGGAAAUAAUAUUCUUUGUAGCUUAUUUUUUGUUAUUGACCUGGAAUUUUUUACAUGUAAAAUUUUGUAUUUUUCUUGUAACAUAUCUAUAAAUCUUUAUGCCAAAUAAAUAUGAUUUUUAAA
Messenger RNA from Myodes glareolus (Bank vole), 3049 nucleotides. It is a transcript of the gene Arsk, whose product is annotated as arylsulfatase family member K. Lineage: Eukaryota; Metazoa; Chordata; Mammalia; Rodentia; Cricetidae. Gene Ontology annotation, molecular function: arylsulfatase activity; glucuronate-2-sulfatase activity. The record is from RefSeq and is a predicted model, not a curated record.